Coregonus sp. 'balchen' is the source of this 4681-nucleotide messenger RNA. NCBI's taxonomy places the organism in Eukaryota, Metazoa, Chordata, Actinopteri, Salmoniformes, Salmonidae. The record is from the annotation of a GenBank genome assembly.
CAGCAAGAGAGGAGAACAAACUGCUAACAAGGUAAAAAUUCAAAAAACAAUAUAACACAAUUUAACAAUGAUUUGAAAGUGGGAAUGGAAAUGUGUUUUCACUUUCUGAGAGAGAGAGAGAGAGAGAGGAGUUCGUUUUUUAUUUAAACUAUCUUAAUUAAGGAUAAAAUACAUUUAUCUUGUUUGGGUCAACUGGUUAUGGUCGUGUAUCUAAAUAGGCCUAUUAAAUAGAGUGCAUCAGGGCAACGUGAAAUAUGCAGCUUACUAAAUGACAUGUUUUAGCCAGAGGGUGUUGGACAUGUGGCACAGGCUCCUGCUGCUCUUACUAUUUAUGUGCUCUCAGAAAUAACUCAACUUGAACUGAUAUGCUCAUUAUUCCGCUCUGUAAUACAUAAAAUACUUAAGGGUCAGAUUCCAUCAAGUAGCCAUGACAGAUUUAUACUGUCACUUUAAUUAUAUGGACAUGCUCACAGACAAAUGUUUUGAAGAUGUGAGAAUUCAAAUACAUUAUGAAUUGCAUCUGCCUUUUAGUCCAAAGCAUUUUGUCACUGUUGAUGUACACAACAUUAAAUAUUGAACCGGCACUAUAUUUUGAUGUACAGUAUAAACGUUUUAAAAAGUACUCUGUAAGGACAGUUGAAAGAUGCUACAAAUCUCACACACUUUUCUCUGUACUAUAAGCGGUAUUUGGAGUAUCAUCAUAUCCAUGGAGGACAGGGGAGAGAGGGAAGAGCCUGCAGCCGGUCUGCACUUUGUGGGCUUGAAGGAGGACCUGAUAAAAGCCAAGCGGUCGUUCAGGACCCUGGAGGGCAGGGAUAUUCUGGUGCUCUAUCACCAGGAGAUCUUCUAUGCUCUGGACUUCCACUGUUACCGUGAGUAGAAUAAAUGGUCCCUCCAGAUCUGUUUGUGCUGUCUUGCCAAUUGCAAUUACCAACUCCUAUGUCAUUAGCCUUGUAUAUGUGGAGCUAACAUGCGUCUUUUGUCCUGAUCUUGUCCACAUUAUGAUUGUGCCCACAUUUUUAAAAAAGAUGUAGACGAUUAAAAUACGUAUUGUGAUCUAACUGUGAUCAGAUCUUCUUGCCUACCUACGGAGGUACACUCUUAGAAAAAAAGGUUAUAUCUAGACCCCAACAGGGUUCUUCGGCUGUCCCCAUAGGAGAACCCUUUGAAGAACCCCUUUUGGUUCCAGAUGGAACCAUUUUGGUUCCAGGUAGAACCCUUUUGGGUUCCAAGUAGAACCCUUUCCACAGAGGGUUCUACAUGGAACCCAAAAUAGUUCUACAUGAAACCAAAAAGAGUUCUACCUGGAACUAAAAAUGGUUCUUCAAAGGGUUCUCCUAUGGGACAGCCACAGAGCCCUUUUGGAACCCUUUUUUCUAAGACUGUAGUCAGGAACCCAUUGUAUCUGGAUAUUUUACAACAGAUCUGGAGGGUCAAACCAUUUAAAUCAUCAAUAUACCACCCUGUAAAAUAAUUGACAGGUGCCGCAAGUCUGCACAAACAGAUCUUUGACUCGAGCUAAUUCAGAGAUGCAUUCUGCAACAUUUUCAGUAGCCAUUGUUUAUAUAUGUCAAUUUUUUUAAAUCUAACUAAUGAAAUAAAUGCACUUCGGGAGCAUCUCACUAACAGUGUGGUAGAUUUACUUUGCUAUCUAUGGGAUAUUUUCCCACAUAACAUCGGUAUGGUGUGUCCAGUCAGCAAAUUGUUACAGUGCCAUAAACUGUUUUCUUAUUCUGCAAUACUCUGAUCCUCUCCUCUUUGGACAGAUGCUGGGGGACCAUUGCAAAAUGGAGACAUAGAGGUGAGUGACUUAGUAUUGUAAGCUUGAUCCAAAUAAAUCUAUUUAUUCUUUGAUGUAAUCAAUAUCUCAGGUACCAUAUACAGCCGUGGUGCCUUUGAGCAAGGCACUUAACCCCCAAACUGCUCCAGGGUCGCUGCUCUGCAGCUGACCCUGUGCUGCUACCAGCCUUUGUAUGUGUGUGUUUGUGUGUUCAUGUGUGUGUGUGUGUGUGCAGGGCUGUAACCAGGGUUUGAGCUUUAGUGAGGUCCCCCACCCCCUCCGCAGUGAGGAUUUUUUUCAAAAGUUGAAGCUCAUUUACUGCAUUUCUAUACAAUUUAAACACUUUAAAAUGCUAUUGGGAGAACAACAAAAACAAGCAAAAAUUACCCCAGCCAUUAUCACAUUGGCUAAUGUAGGUUCAUUCACCUCAGUCGAGCUAUAAACACAUAGCCUAUUAGCUAUACAAUUGUAAUAUUAUACCCCUGAAAGGGGGGAAAUAUGAGAAAUUAUUCACACUGACACGUAGCAUCAGAGACUGUUCAGUCAGUUGUAAUGAUGAAUUGCAUAAAAUCAAUAUCAGUGAUGUAUUUAAAAAAAAAAAAAUUGUGGGUAAUUACAUUUACAUUUUAGUCAUUUAGCAGACACUCUUAUCCAGAGCGACUUACAGUUAGUGAGUGCAUACAUUUUCAUACUGGUAAUGAAUAAAAAAUAUAAACUCCAGUGGGCGAUCGAGAUAAGACGAACAACCAACGAUAUAAACGAAAACGUAUUACAUUUUUAGAACGGUAUUGUUUUGCCUUUUGAUGCAUUUUAGUGCUCGUCUACAGGGAAGAUAGGCCAGGUGGAGAUUUUCAUAUCAAAACAUAUAUUUAAUUUUUUCCCUAACUUGUUUGAUAAGAUUUGUACAGAUUUUCUCAGGGGACCCCACAUGGAGCCCAGACCCCAAGUUUGCGAACCACUGUACUAACCUCUCUCUCUCCUUGCUUCCCCUCUGUCUGUCUCCUCCUGCAUGAAUUGCAGCCUGCCUCAGCUUUACUGAGUGCCACAUCACUGGAUGUCUCAGUAGCCUACUCAGGAGUACAUUCAUUUCCAAUGGAACGCUGCGUUUGCCUUGCAGUAUUGUGUUGCAGAGGCAGUUGCAGUGCGUUCUGUGUGGUGCAUAGGUUGGAUUUAUCGAAUUUAUGCAUCAAUUUGUACACGUAAACGGCCUGACAGAAAUGGGAGCAGAAGGUAAAUGUUUAACUUUUGUAGCACACAUAUCCAGAUGAUGCUGCAUACCAUUUUGCGCAAUGACACUGUUUGUGUGAUCAAGGCAUAAAAGUAAUACUGGCCAAAGCCCUUCAACAUUAGAGCCAAUGUAUGCUUGAUCUGCUAUGUGGUUGGAGGCGCCGUAUGGAUGGUGUGACUCAAUGCUGGGCCUCCGGAGGCAAGCAGAGGCCAAAUUGAGCUCUGUACCGCAUCACCAUUCCCCUCUCAAAUGUUGUAACAAUAUGGAGGGCUCCGUAUAGCUCUGCAUUGACAUGAUUGGUUGACGGUAGGUGAGGGCGGGAGGUCCUGUAUAGACACAAACUCACUUCCUUGACAACUUCCUUCACAACAGCUCUGCUCCGCGAAGCUCAAGAAGUAUAAAUGCCCUGACUUCUGCAGAGGCCAAAUCACCGUAAAUGCUGCACGGCCAAUGCAGACCACAGAUUGACCAUGUAAGGCCUUUGAUCACCGUAAAUGCUGCACGGCCAAUGCAGACCACAGAUUGACCAUGUAAGGCCUUUGACUGCAAUAUAAAUCUCUACCCGCUGCUAGCCAAUUGACGGAUUAUUUAUAAGCGACUAUUUACCAGUUGUGCACUCAUUUUCAGUUUGUUUUUGUUUGUUUGGGCGAUGUCUGUAGUCGCAGGUCGGUUUAAAAAUGGCAUUUUAUCCGGUAUCUCGCAAACACACUGACAGCAGUGUCUCUAGCCGCCUACUUGAGCCGAAUCCAAGCUGGGGUUGUUCGUUUCACGCUGUCUCUGCGAGAGGGCGGAGUUAACCGUUUGAGAGAUUGGUGGAUAUAGGCUACUGCUAAAAACCCAAAUCCGGGGGGCGCAGGCUAAUUUAACGAACAAAGCACUGGUCAUGAUUCUACUUGUUCGCAAAGAGGCAGGCGCGAUUACAACUAAAUCACAUCAAAAACAUAAGCGUUCUGAGCUUUGAUCACCGCUGGGACCAAUAUAUAGAUGUUGACCCGUAAUUGAUUUUCUUUAUUGUGUACAAAAUAUAAACUUUUAUUCUUAUUAUUUUUUUCAUAUGAGAAAAAAGGACCUCAGUGUCCUCAUAUGUAGUUACGGCCCUGUGUGUGUGUGCCAGGUUGGUAACUGUGUCAGCAAAUAAGUAAUUGGUUUCUAUAAUAAAGCUAUAUUUUCAAGUCAACAUCCGUUUCACAUCUUUCACAUUUACAGUUUGCUCCUCUAUUCAUGUACCUUGGUUGGAAACGAGGUACUAGCGACAUACAUUUGCCUUUGUACAUGCAUGCUCAAGCUAAAUAAAAUCUAUUUGAUAAAGACCUUAUUAUCUUCAUUUCAUUCUUCUUGCAGGAAUUUGACGGCAAGCUGUGCAUAGUGUGUCCAAAGCACAAGUACAAGAUCUCUCUCGCCGAGGGGGAGGGCAUCUACAGGGCCACCAACCCCAAUGCCCCUGUGCCCACAACAAGGUGGUACUCCAAGGGCAUUAAGCAAAGAGUCCACACGGUGACCGAGACCGACAGGGACGUCUAUGUCACACUGUCCCACGUGUCCCGUUUUAUUGAGUCUGACUACUUCCAGGGAGAGAAGGGCAAAGUAGAGAGGGAGAGAAUGGAGGCCGAAGAGUCUUCUAAGAAAUCUAACACAACCUCCUGAUGGACUGCAUGUCAAUAGUCUAAAAUGGC